AGAAUAUGUGGAAUGGUGACGUCAUUGUUGAGUUCAGACAACACUUCCUUGAAUGAGGCUGUUGUUGGUAAAACUAUUGUACGCAUGUUUAAUGAAGUCAACAUUCCGAGAUUGACGUAGCCUAAUUUAAGUGGGCAUGCUGGCACAAUUCCCACAAUUGAACUUGGACAGAAAAAAGGAACCAUUAAUCCAGUGUGACGUGGGAACACAGUGAUGCCCAAAUGAUGGACAGUAUAGAUGAAAAGACAAGUGUGGGGGUGAGUCCAUGGGCAGGGUGUGUGGUGUUGUUCCUGCAGUCGCUCUCCCCAUCAUUGGAUCUUCUGUCCAUUUAUAAAGACCCAAAUGGCAAAUUCAGCUUGUUCAAGGUCCUUAAGCUCACCCUGUCAGAUGUAAUCGGCUAUGAGGGAUAUGAGAUGUUGAAGCUGCACGAUGCAGACCCUGCUCUGGGAGUGGAGCUGAAGUUCACAGCAAUCUCAUCGUGUCGACGCUUCCUUGAGAGCUACGCGUGCGGACUCCUGAGACAGGCCCUCCAUCAGCACGCGUCCAGGCUCCUAGUUCGCCCUGAAGAUCUUGAUAUACAGAUGCAGCUGAAGGCAGCCACACAGACACUGGACCUCUGCUUGAAUGACCUGGAAGGCUGCCUCACAUGUAUAAGCAUAUCACAGCCCGUGAGACUUCGAGAUGAUGAGAUCACACAGCUGGAGAAGGCGCUGGAGCAGAGUUAUGCUUCCCAGACUCUCCGUGCAGCCGAAGUACCCGACAACUGCUUUCUGUUUCAGGAGAGGGUUUUUGGAGACCGACCACUGACUCCUGCAGAUCAGCAGCAGUUUGCAGCUCAUAUUGGGCGGGACUGGAAGAAAGUUGGACGGACCUUACAGAAAGGGUGUCGUGCCCUAAAAGGGCCAGCUAUUGACAAUCUGGCAUAUGAAUACGAAAGGGAGGGUCUUUAUGAACAGGCCUAUCAGCUGUUGGGACGGUUUAUCCAGUCAGAGGGCAGGGGGGCCAAACUUGGCCGUCUAAUUGGUGCACUGGAGGAAAAUAAAUUGACCAGCAUUGCCGAGAUUAUGCUAGAUAUUAAGCCAAGAGAUUGAUUGUAAGGGGCAAUCAAACAGCCUAUAUCAUUCAGUAUCAUCAGUCAUGUAUUCUUCAGGUGACAUAGAUAUGUCAGAAUGUGCUGGGCUAUUUUACAACUUUUCUUUGGUAUUUCUGUAUGUAUCUUUUGUAAAGAGUAAAGUUUCUCUAAUAGUCUUGA
Molecule: messenger RNA, 1252 nt
Organism: Clupea harengus (Atlantic herring)
Lineage: Eukaryota; Metazoa; Chordata; Actinopteri; Clupeiformes; Clupeidae
Gene: tradd
Product: tnfrsf1a-associated via death domain
Biological process (GO): positive regulation of canonical NF-kappaB signal transduction; extrinsic apoptotic signaling pathway
Cellular component (GO): tumor necrosis factor receptor superfamily complex
Molecular function (GO): transmembrane receptor protein tyrosine kinase adaptor activity
Source: RefSeq, a predicted model, not a curated record